AUGGCCACUGAAAAGCUUAGAGGAUGUGCAAAGUUCUUUGCAAGCUCAAAACCCUACUUGGCCAUGAUCUCUUUACAGUUUGGCUAUGCUGGCAUGAACAUUAUCACUAAGGUUUCCCUCAACCAAGGUAUGAGCCACUAUGUUCUUGUGGUUUAUCGUCACGCCUUCGCCACUGCUGUCAUAGCUCCUUUUGCAUUUAUCUUUGAAAGGAAAGGUCAACCGAAGAUAACAUUCCCAAUUUUCAUGCAAAUUUUUAUCCUAGCUCUUCUCGGGCCUGUGAUUGAUCAAAAUUUCUACUAUGCUGGGUUGAAGCUCACAUCUCCAACCUUCUCAUGUGCAAUGAGCAACAUGCUUCCAGCUAUGACUUUUGUGAUGGCAGUGUUUUGCCGGAUGGAGAAGAUAAACAUAAAGCAAGUAAGAUGCAUCGCAAAGAUAGUGGGAACAUUAGUGACAGUUGCAGGGGCUAUGCUAAUGACCUUAUACAGAGGUCCUUUAGUUGAGAUGAUUUGGGCCAAACAUCCCCACAAUAAAACCAAUGGAGCAACCACCACAGGAUUAAUGGACAAAGAUUGGUUCUUAGGAUGCAUCUUUCUUAUCAUUGCCACCCUUGCUUGGGCUUCCCUCUUUGUUUUACAAGCAAAAGCUAUACAAACGUACAAGAAUCACCAGCUAAGCCUCACUUCACUUGUGUGCUUUAUGGGAACUAUUCAAGCUAUUGCUGUUACUUUUGUUGUUGAACACAACCCUUCUGUAUGGAGGAUUGGCUGGGAUAUGAACUUACUUGCUGCUGCAUAUGCUGGGAUUGUGACAUCAAGCAUAUCAUACUAUGUACAAGGACUUGUAAUUAAGAAGAAAGGACCUGUUUUUGCAACUGCCUUUAGCCCUUUAAUGAUGAUCAUUGUUGCCAUCAUGGGCUCCUUUAUCCUUGCAGAACAAAUUUAUCUUGGAGGAGUGAUUGGUGCCAUCUUAAUUGUUAUAGGUUUAUACUCAGUUCUAUGGGGAAAGCACAAAGAACAAAUAGAGAGCAAAGUGGCAGAUGAAAUUCCCCUGCCUGUAAAGGAUGCUCAAAUUUCUGUGAUUGCAGGGCUAAAUAUGAUUGAUGGCACCAAUGAUCUUACUGAAGAAAAAUAUGGUCAGAAAGAAGAGUCCAAGCUUUCCUCAGUUGUAAUAACCAUGCCUAUUAGAGAGCCUCCCACAAAAAAUAACCAAGAGGGAAAGGCUUAG
Sphenostylis stenocarpa is the source of this 1224-nucleotide messenger RNA. Lineage: Eukaryota; Viridiplantae; Streptophyta; Magnoliopsida; Fabales; Fabaceae. The record is from the annotation of a GenBank genome assembly.